AUGGAGCCACACUUAUUCAGCGAUGAUACUUCAAAGACUAUUGUAUGGAGGUCAUCGUUCGACGAACCAAUAAAUCAAAUUGGUACCCCUGAGGAUGCAUGGCGUGUCCCAAUAGAUGUCGAACAAGACAUUGUGUUGUGUCCAGAGUCACGCAGAGCUGCUGGUAGGCGAAGAAAAAGAAGGUAUCAAACCGUUGAAGACAAGAUUAGAUUAUCACAAGGAGGACAAGUUAAGAAGAGGCACAUGUGCAGUCGCUGUUUUAAAGAAGGUCACAACAGAGCAACAUGUGAUAUGCCAAUAUAG
Molecule: messenger RNA, 303 nt
Organism: Microthlaspi erraticum
Lineage: Eukaryota; Viridiplantae; Streptophyta; Magnoliopsida; Brassicales; Brassicaceae
Source: the annotation of a GenBank genome assembly